This is a messenger RNA of Macadamia integrifolia, 534 nucleotides long. RefSeq names its product putative invertase inhibitor. Lineage: Eukaryota; Viridiplantae; Streptophyta; Magnoliopsida; Proteales; Proteaceae. The coding region runs from base 1 to 534 and encodes 177 amino acids. The transcript has a single exon. Gene Ontology annotation, molecular function: enzyme inhibitor activity. The record is from RefSeq and is a predicted model, not a curated record.
AUGAGACAAUCCUUGUCUUUCUUCUCCUCCCCUGUAUUCUUCUUUCUGGUCAUUCUAUUUCUAGCCAAGGUUGAUGCUGAUAUCGUCAAUGAAACAUGUAAAAAAGCUUCUCAGGUUGACAAGGAGCUCCAAUAUGACUUGUGCGUUGCGGCUCUUAGACAAGAUCCCAAGAGCCACAGUGCAGAUCUCUCAGGGCUAUGGAUCAUCUCAGCAAAUUUAGUCAAAGACAAUACAACAAAGAUUAGUUCACGGAUUGAGGAGCUCUUGAAAUCCGAUCCAGAUGUUAAGGGUUGCUUGCGGGAAUGUAAGUUGCAUUACUCUAUAGCGGAGCUUAAUACAAAACGUGCAAUUGAAUCCUUCGAAUCUAAGAAUUACAAGGAUGCUAAUGUUGCUGUGAGUGCCGCGUUAACCGAUGCUACGACUUGUGAAGACGCGUUUAAGGAGAGUGGCCUAAAAUCGCUUUUGAUAGCAGAGUAUAAUUCUUACUGCCAGCUUUGUUCAAUUGCGCUGGAUAUUGGCUCUUUUUUUAUAUGA